This is a messenger RNA of Echinostoma caproni, 420 nucleotides long. Lineage: Eukaryota; Metazoa; Platyhelminthes; Trematoda; Plagiorchiida; Echinostomatidae. The record is from the annotation of a GenBank genome assembly.
AUGCACCUCAGGAUUUCGAGUCUUCCCGAAACACUUCCCCCGAUAAACUGGGAUAACUAUAUGCGCACGGUACCAGUUCCCGGUCUAGUGGAAAAGUUUCAGAAGGAAUAUGAGGCAAUGCGAGUUGAAUAUCCGAAGGACACUGAGAAUGUUAAGGGAAAAGUUCAAGCUCACGGGCAACAAAUGUUGGAAUUGGCCAAGCGUCACGCGGUAUCGUGUGAGAAAAUGAAAGCCAGUGCCCUCAAGAUGAAAUCCGCGGUUGAUAAGUUGCCGAAGCUUGAGGAACUGACCCCAGAAGUUACUCUGGUCUACUUCCCCUUGACAAACUUGGAUCCGUUCAGGACGGGCGAAACAAAAGAAGGAGAAGACAAAACAGUGCUUCAGAAACCUGUCCCCAAAAUGCACUGGGAUUUUAAUUAG